This is a messenger RNA of Mycotypha africana, 876 nucleotides long. RefSeq lists its product as uncharacterized. The record is from RefSeq and is a predicted model, not a curated record. The coding region runs from base 251 to 574 and encodes 107 amino acids. Lineage: Eukaryota; Fungi; Mucoromycota; Mucoromycetes; Mucorales; Mycotyphaceae. The transcript has a single exon.
GAACAAUAAAGACACUUUAAGUUCAUAGUCAUCGACUUACAACCGUUACCAAUUCUAAUUAAAGCAAAUACAACACUUGCUGAGUUGGCGACCCGACAUUUGCAUCACCAGGUUACAAGGCAUCAAAUGGAAAGCAAACAUUGGUUUUGGGGAGGCAAAACCAGCACAACAGGGCUCUAACCAUUACUCGGUCUGUCGAGAUCUUUUACGCAUCUCAGUUUUUUGUAAAGGCACCCUGGACACGCAGAAAAUGGUGGGAGUGAUGGGUUUACAGAUCAUUGAUAGAACUAUUACCUUUUAUAUCUUGGUAUUACCUUCCAGUGGUCUAUAUGUUAUGCAUGAACUUGCCAAAAUCAAGAUUCCAGAUUGCCUGAAUGAUUUACCAAAGCUGGUGUCAGAUAUUUCAGACGUUUUGCUUGUACUUGACGUUUUUGAUCGAAUUUGCAUUCCAUCCGUUGAUUGCCCACAGUUCCAGCGAAAUCGCCCAACAAUAAGCAGCUCCAUCUUCGACCGAUUAUUUUCCACAUCCCAAAAUCGUAAUCGACCUUGCAUUCUGAAACAGCAUCAUAAUUAGUCAAUAGAAGCAAAUAAAAAACAACCAAUUGUGGGAAAGAAUUGAUACUUUUUUUAUCUAUUCUUUUUUAUUUUUUUCUAUUGGAAUGUAUCCUAAUCCUUCCUAGUGAUCAAGCAACUUUGAAAAGCUGAUGGGUAAGCUGAUGGGGUAGACUGAUGGGUAGACUGAUGUGGGGUGUUUGCUACAGAUUAGACCGGCAACGGCUCGAAAAGUAGUGGACCUUUUGGUGAAGCGUUGUCUCGCGCCCUAAUUAAAAAAGACUUAGAACAAAGGAGUGAGCUUGUUGUAUCCAACAGCAUAUU